This is a messenger RNA of Penaeus monodon (black tiger shrimp), 2297 nucleotides long. RefSeq lists its product as uncharacterized. The record is from RefSeq and is a predicted model, not a curated record. Lineage: Eukaryota; Metazoa; Arthropoda; Malacostraca; Decapoda; Penaeidae. The coding region runs from base 171 to 1871 and encodes 566 amino acids. Gene Ontology annotation, biological process: maturation of LSU-rRNA; maturation of 5.8S rRNA. The transcript is spliced from 10 exons. Gene Ontology annotation, molecular function: endonuclease activity. Gene Ontology annotation, cellular component: Las1 complex; preribosome, large subunit precursor.
UUGUCCCACGUGCCUGAACAUUUUUUUUUGAAAACGUUCUGGAAACCAUAAUUUUCUUGAAAAGGGCAAAAUUAAUGGAGAUGAUAUAAGUGAAAAGAAAGAAGAAACCAAAUAGAUCCGGGGGAUAUAGGCUAUACGAAAUUUUAUACGAAGAAAAGAAGAAAGGAGAAAUGUUUCAGAAGAACAGGAGAAGAGAAGGCGAGCGAUUAUGGGUGGUUCCUUGGUUUUCGAGAGAGGAAUGGAUAGAGGUUUACAAAGCAACGUUUUCAGAUGAUGUUAAGAAAUGGAGACAUGCUUUUGGGACUAUGACAGUCUGGCAAUCCAGAUUGCAUGGAACACAUAUUGGUAUUGCUGUGACCAGGCAUCUUCUCCAGGCUAAGAUCCUCGAUUCUGACCCUACCGCUAGCAAAGAGCUGAAGUCUGGAGCAAAUGCCAUUGCCAUCACUAAAUUUGUCAGUACAAUUAUCAAAAUUCCUGCUGCACGCUACCACGAAGCCCAGUCACAGUCUUAUCUAGCAGAGAAGAUAGGUCUGCCAGUGUACUUGGUUGACCUGAGGAAUGAAGUAAACCAUGGCAGUAGGAGCUGGUUUGGAGGUCAGACUGUGCGCAUGGCAGUGGAGACAUGCUAUAAGUGGAUUAAGGAUUACUAUUGGGAUAAAGAGUAUGCCAAAUGCAAAAAGGAAAACAAAGCAGCAGAUACAAGUGUUGCUGACGCAUUUCAAUCUUCCGACACAGCCACAGAGACCGACAAAAUCACAACAGAUACCAACACUGACAAAGCCCCACCAGACACAGCAGAAGAACCAACCCUAAGCACUAUAAACACCCCUAAUAAAACAAAGCCAGCCACUCCCCAAGGACUCAGACCAUGGGAGUUUGCAGUGGAGCAACUUCGCGGCUACUGCAGAGAAAUUCUCGAAAAGCCAAGGCCAAUGUUUUCACUCUUAACAGAGGUUCUUCAUGCUAUACAGGAUAAAUAUGAAGAAAAUCCACAAGAGUGUAUAGACAAAUUGAUUUCCAUCAUGUUUCUGCCAUCAUAUGUUGAAAAUUUUGGAGCCAAAUUUGCAAAUGGUGAAAAUGAUAAGUGCAAAUGCUUCUUCAGGCACAUAGUGCUCCAAAGAUAUGUAUGUGUCAUGAAAAUAUUAAACCACUUCCCUGGAGCCAUGGACUUGCUCAUAUUUUCACUGUUGAAUAAGAGCAGUAGUGAGUUCCAGGAAAUAUCAUAUUACUGGGUCACUAUGCUAGUGGAAUCUGAGCUUGGCUAUUACUGUGAGGUGGACAGAUAUCACCAUUUCCAUUUCCCAUACACCAGUAUUACUCAGUGGAAAAGGCUUGCAGAGCAGCUUUUCCUGAUCGGAAGGGAAUGGAGCUACAAGUUAGGCUUAAGGAUCAUGGAAAGUCCAAAGUCCAACUUUACACAGGAGCAAAUAAAUGAAGUGAUCAGCCUGAUUAAGGCAUACAAGAUGAAGAGAACGGCUGCAAAGAAUGAGGCGAAGAGUGAGCCAAGAAAAGCAGUUAUGGCUCAGAAGAAGAAGGACAUCAAAGAGCAUACUGAGAGACUACGAGAGGCAUUGCAAAGGAACGAAGAGGAAAUUAAUGCUGAAACACUCGAGGAAUGGUUCAGUGUCAAUGAUGUUCUCAAGUCUUCUCUGGACCAUUCGACCUUUGCGUUUAGUAUAGCCGAAGCCGUAAAGAAAUCUUUGAAAACUUCAGCAAAUGAAGAUGACGAUGAUGUAACUCCCCUGGGGAUUCUACCACAUCAGCGUGGAAAUCCUCUUUUCUACAAGGAAUUGCUUUUACAUUAUCCCAAGGAAUGCGAACGUCUACCAGCCACAGACGGCCAACCACCAGCUAAAAGAUGCAAGUGUUAACAAUAUAACAUGUAGCUUUAUUUUUGGCCAUGUUACACUGUGUAUCUGUCCAGCAGAGGUAUACAUUUUUAUUUUUUUAUUAUUAUUAUUGUUAUUAUUUUUAUUAUUAUUAUUAUUAUUAUUAUUAUUAUUAUUAUUAUUAUUACUGUUGUUGUUGUUGUUGUUGUUUUUAUUAUUAUUAUUAUUAUUAUUAUUAUUAUUAUUAUUAUUAUUUUCAUAAUUGUUCAUCUAACUGUGAAAUAGAUUACACUAAGAUGCUCAAAAUGUAAAAAAUAAAAAAAUAAAAAAUAAAUAAAUUAUAUUUUGCACAUUACUUGAAAGAAGGUAAAAUAUUUCUCUAUGAAUCUGAUAGAAAUACAGAUUUGGAGAAUGUUGACUGAAAUGGCUGUAAAUACCAAAUUUCUUAAAAUAAAACAUCUGAUUUGA